Messenger RNA from Penicillium cinerascens, 1119 nucleotides. RefSeq lists its product as uncharacterized. The record is from RefSeq and is a predicted model, not a curated record. Gene Ontology annotation, molecular function: D-arabinose 1-dehydrogenase [NAD(P)+] activity. The transcript has a single exon. The coding region runs from base 1 to 1119 and encodes 372 amino acids. Gene Ontology annotation, biological process: dehydro-D-arabinono-1,4-lactone biosynthetic process. NCBI's taxonomy places the organism in Eukaryota, Fungi, Ascomycota, Eurotiomycetes, Eurotiales, Aspergillaceae. Gene Ontology annotation, cellular component: cytosol.
AUGACCACCUUCCGGACCACGACGCCUUUGUCGCGUCUGUUACCUCCGCUUGUUCUGGGCGGUGCUGGGUUCUCCUACCAGAUAAUUUCGAACCCGAGCUCGACCCAGGCACUCCAAGUCCUCAAGCGCGCUUUUGAACUCGGACUGCGUGCUAUCGACACUUCUUCUUAUUAUCACCCCUCGGAAGUGCUUCUCGGCGAAGCACUUUCUCAUCCGGACAUCGCCAGCAAUUACACUCGCGACCAGUACAUCUUGAUGACCAAGGUAGGGCGCAUCACCGCUACCCAAUUCGACUAUUCGCCAGCCUGGGUUCGACAAUCAGUCACGCGCUCACUUGAACGGCUGCGCACAUGCUACCUGGACGUGGUAUUCUGCCACGACGUGGAAUUCGUCCCUGAGGACGAAGUGCUCGAAGCCGUGGGCGCUCUGUUCGAGAUGGUUGGCCAAGGGCAUAUCAAAUACGUUGGAAUAUCGGGAUAUCGUAUCGACGUUCUCGCCCACAUCGCUCGACGCGUCCAAGAAAUAUACUCCCGGCCGCUUGAUAUAGUCCAGAAUUGGGCUCAAUUAACUUUGCAGAACGAUCGCCUGGCCCGCGAGGGCUUAGAGGCUUUCAGAGAGGCUGGCGUUUCUUGUGUCUGCAGUUCUAGUCCACUUGCAAUAGGACUGUUGCGGUCCAAUGGCGUGCCGGUUGGUGACCUGGGUGACUUCCACCCGGCACCUCAGGGGUUGCGACGCGCUGCAAAAGAAGCAGCGGACUAUGUUGCUGCGCGGGGUGAGUCCCUUGCGACACUCGCGUUGAGAUAUUCUAUCAUCCGGGCACAAUCUAUAUCCGAUGCCGAUUUCCGGGUGACCACCAUCAUGGGGAUCACGUCAAUCGCUGAGCUUGAAGACAACCUCGGUACGGCCCGGCAGGUUCUCCCGAUGUCGGAUGAGCCGCGAUGGCUUUGGACUGCAGAUGCUGGACCAUCGGUCGAGUUAAGUCAGCGCAAGUUUGAGGAGGAUGAGAUGUUGUUUAAAUCCGUGCAAAAAAUACUGGGGCCGUGGAAAGACUAUAGCUUUCCAAGUCCAGGCAAUGGGUGGGACGUGGCGAGAAAGCGGCCUGCAGAGACCAGAUUAUAA